AUGUCUACACCAAGAAUUACCAAAGCCUGGAGCAUUGAGGGCAAGGGCAGCCUUGACUGCCUCAAGCUUGACGACAAGCUUGUUCUCCCUGAGCUCUCCGAUAACGAAGUAUUAGUCAAGUUCCAUGCGGCGUCUCUCAACUUCCGCGACAUCAUGAUUGCUAUGGGAACCUAUCCUUUCGGCGUGAAGCCAGAUAUCAUUCCAGGUUCCGACGGAGCUGGAGAGGUCGUUGCAGUGGGAUCUAAGGUUACCCGCUUCGAGACAGGUUCCAAAGUGGUAACACUGUUCAAUCAAUCACACUACGGUGGGCCGUUGACCCCAAAGGUCUUGGGAACAGGCUUAGGUGGAACCAUCGAUGGCACUCUGCGACAGUACGGCAUUUUCAACGAGAAUGGAUUGGUAGAUAUGCCAAAGAACCUCAGCUACCUCGAGGCCGGAACAUUGUCUUGCAGUGCUCUGACGGCUUGGAAUGCUCUCUACGGGCUUAAAGCCGUCCUUCCUGGCGACUGGGUCUUGACACAGGGCACGGGAGGUGUGAGCAUCUCUGGUUUGCAGUUUGCAAAGGCGGCAGGGGCUCGAGUCAUUGCUACGACUUCUUCUGCGGCCAAGGCUGAAAUGCUGAAGAAUCUUGGAGCAGACCAUGUCAUCAAUUACAAAGAGACUGCGAACUGGGGCGAAGAAGCCAAGAGGAUUACAGGAGGUGUUGGUGUCGACCAUGUCAUCGAGGUUGGAGGUGCGACAACUGUGACGGAGAGUCUGAAGGCCGUAGCCAUUGGAGGCCUUGUUACUAUCAUUGGCUGGAUCGGCGGACACGGAGAGACUGGACCGAGCUUUCCCCAAAUUUUGUCAAGCAUGGCAAUUGUCAGGGGAAUUGUUGUCGGGAGCCGAGAACAAUUCGAAGCAAUGAUCCGGGCCAUUGAGGCUUUCGACAUAAAGCCCGUCCUCGACCAACGUGUCUUCAAGCUCGAAGACCUGAAAGAAGCCUACCAGUACAUGUCUGACCAGAAGCAUUUUGGUAAAGUUGCUAUUAGCAUUGAAUAG
Messenger RNA from Fusarium venenatum, 1041 nucleotides. RefSeq lists its product as uncharacterized. Gene Ontology annotation, molecular function: oxidoreductase activity. NCBI's taxonomy places the organism in Eukaryota, Fungi, Ascomycota, Sordariomycetes, Hypocreales, Nectriaceae. The record is from RefSeq and is a predicted model, not a curated record.